CGGGAAGCUGGUGUGCAUUCUUCUUCAGGGCAAAGCUUUGUGACAUCUCCAGGAGAAAACGAGGAGGUAGAAUUAAUGGCAUGUAAAGCUACCAUGAUUGAAGAUGUUCAGCCACUUGACGAAGACGCAGACGAGACUCCGUUGUCGCAGGCCUCUCAGAUCAGUGUUCCUGAGGAAGAAGUAAGCAUUUGGUGUGACGAGAAGGAAAUCCAAAAUGAAAGACGACAGGCACUAAACAACGCCCCGGGAAACCUGACAAGUGGACGCCUUAGUCCCAUCCUUUCUACUUUAAAUGCCUCGUGGGACGAUAUUUCAUCUACCCAGCAAAAGUACUAUAUUCGUAAGGCCAGGGAAGCUUUUGCAACUACGCUGUCAGUCAUUGGUCCUGGGCAAGAAAAAAACCUUUGGAAAUGUAUCCAAAAUGAUUCAGACAUAAUCGAGAGGGACGAGAGUGGCUCAUCCAAAAGAGAGCAUUUUGACACAAACACUGGGCUCAUUGAUGUCUUGAUCAAAGCUUAUGAUCAAGCGGAGUCGGGGUAA
This is a messenger RNA of Pocillopora meandrina, 540 nucleotides long. NCBI's taxonomy places the organism in Eukaryota, Metazoa, Cnidaria, Anthozoa, Scleractinia, Pocilloporidae. The record is from the annotation of a GenBank genome assembly.